This is a messenger RNA of Marchantia polymorpha subsp. ruderalis, 915 nucleotides long. The record is from the annotation of a GenBank genome assembly. NCBI's taxonomy places the organism in Eukaryota, Viridiplantae, Streptophyta, Marchantiopsida, Marchantiales, Marchantiaceae.
AUGCCAUACGGUCGUAACCCUGUUAUUGGAGACAAGUUCAGUAUUCGGCAUGGACAGAAGGGGAAGUUUAUAAAUGCUAAUUUAUUUCAAAAGUGCGCUGCCGACUCGAAGAGCAGCCAUAAAAAAAAGGAUGAGUCUCUUGUCGACAAGUAUGGAAAGCAGUUGAAGGAAUACGUUCGGUACCAAACAAUACCACUGUCUGUCGACAAUGUACAUCAUGAUCUUCCUGAUUUCAUCGCUGAGCCUGGGGUGCUACAACUAUCGAGCUCGGAACAUCGCGAGGCAGUUUCUGAAGUUCAUUUACCAGCUUCACAGGCAGGAGGAGGAGGAGGAGGCUUCAUGAUGAACUGCGGUCGCUCUGGGCUGCAUGAGACUCAGAGUCUGCGUCGCUGCCGCCCGAGGUUUUUCUUCUUCAUUCGGAUUGGGAGGUUCGGAUUCAGAAUCGCGGUCGGGAGAUAUAGAAAUGCCUUCCGCCGCCGGAGGGUCCGAGCCUUGCCGAUCGUCAUCAAGAGCAUGAGUAUUCGCAGCCGAGGCCGAAUCCAGCCCGCCGCUGUGCACCAUGAGCGUGAGCUGCGCGGGGAAGAAAGGCUCGAGGAGCCCGUAGCUCACCAUGGCGUUGAAGGCGACGAGGAAGAGCCACUUGGCGACGAGAAUGGCGAGCGAGCGAACGACGAGAUUCUGAAGGGGCCCGAUCAAGGAUAUGAGCGUCCCCAGGUCCCCCCGCCGCCGUUGACCAUGCGGCAGAACCUGAAGGCGAAGGAGAAGAGCUCGCGGGCGAGGGCCGGCUGCAUCACGAAGCGGUCCACCGAGUGGACGACCUGCGAUCGCCGGUCGGUCCACCAGGCCGAGUGCUCGCUGAGAGUCGAGCUGCGUUGUAAAUCAGCCCGUCGAGUACGUGCCUCCUUCAGGGUUUAG